Messenger RNA from Paramuricea clavata, 25455 nucleotides. Lineage: Eukaryota; Metazoa; Cnidaria; Anthozoa; Malacalcyonacea; Plexauridae. The record is from the annotation of a GenBank genome assembly.
AUGGACGAUGCAUGUCAAACUAGGUGUCUCAACGGAACAGUGGUGAAAACAGUGGGUAAUCAGGAGUAUUGUGAGUGCAAAGAUUGUUUCGGUGGGAUAAGUUGUGACGUAGAGUGCUCAGGAAGAGGAAUGUGUCUGAACAGUACCUGCGACUGUGGAUUUGAUGGAUGGCGAGGGGCAACAUGUGAUGUGCUAAGAUGUCCAGGGUGGGGAAGUGAUUGCAGUGGACACGGAGUGUGUAUCCCUUCAUUAAGACAAUGUACGUGCAACCCAGGCUGGAAAGGCGUGGGCUGUCAGAUUCCGCAUUGCGCCGGAGGAGGAAACUGUAGUAACCAUGGUACGUGUGAUGGAGAGAAAUAUGAUCCUCCGGUGUGUACGUCCUGCGACCACACCUACUUUGGUAAAGGAUGCGAGCGACGGUGUUUUAACGGAAGUGUGGUUACGAUUACUGGCGAUACGUCUGCGACAAAUGACGAAGAGUGUCGAUGUGAUAAAUGCUACAGUGGCGUGGACUGCGGUCAAGAGUGCAGCGGUCAUGGCCAGUGUGAAAAUGGAACAUGCAAGUGUGAUGUAGGGUGGCGCGGUGACACGUGUGGCAGGAUAGGAUGUCCAGGGAUAGGGCAGGAUUGUAGUGGACACGGAAGAUGUCUGAGUUUCAAUCAAGAAUGUCAUUGUGAUAAGGGAUGGAAGGGGAUUGGUUGUGAAAACCCUGAUUGUCCCGGGGUUCCUGAUUGUAAUGGUAAGGGUACAUGUGAUGGAAGUGUCGAACCACCACGGUGUGUAAACUGUACUGACAAUACCAUGGGUAGAGCGUGCGUGUUACCUUGUAUACAUGGCAAUGAAGAUCCGCCUAACAGCGCUAUAUGUAAAUGUGAUUCCUGCUACUCAGGCCAAGCCUGCGAUCUCGGGUGUUCAGCACACGGCACAUGCACAAACAACACAUGUGUGUGUCAAGAAGGGUGGCAAAGCGAUCUUUGUGAACUCUCGGAUUGUCCUGGAGAUCCUGAUUGUUUCCAGCGUGGUGUGUGUAUACGGGCAUCCGAAAAUGUUCUACCUGAAUGUCUCUGUAAUCAAGGUUUUGGUGGACCAGAUUGUAGCAAGUUACUCUGUCCUGGGAAUCCUCCCUGUAACAACCGCGGGAACUGUGUACUAAGUAAAGGUGACCGUAUACCUCACUGCGCAUGCCAGCAUAAUUUCGUGGGACAAGCCUGUGAACAAUGUGCUCAGCGGUAUACAGGAGCAAAUUGCGGGGACUGUGUUUAUGGAUUUAUUGGUUGGCCUAUCGGAUGCAAUGUCAGUUGUUUCCAUGGAAAUGCAUCUGGUGUGAGACAAGAUAAUUGUGUGUGUCACAAUGACAGCAGUGUUGGUUACUGGAGAGGUAAAGAUUGCGCAGUAUGUCAAGAGGGCUGGGACCAACCUGAAUGCACAAGCUGUGAUCUAACGCAUGUUGGAGAGAGUUGUGAUAUUUUAUGUUACACUGAGCAUGCGCAAUACGAAGAUCCGAGAGAUGCAGGCUCUGAAAAGUUAUCCGUAAUACCUAUAUUAAGUUGCAUCAUCAGCCAAUCCCAUGAUUAUAAUUUGGCUUGGUUUGGCUACCACAAUAAAAAUCCUCAUAAUGUAUACCUCGAUCCAGGACCUCUCAACUUCUUCAGCGCCCCCACGCCAUCUAUAGAGCCAGGGGGAGAGUUAGGAUUUCUGGAAAUUUCGUCACGCACCACAGAGCACACGAACCCAGUCAUUGAGCAAGACCUUGGACAGCCAGGAAAGUUUCUACCUGGGGUGUACAAGAAUGUUUUUGCAGUGAAGUAAGUUUUGGUCUGAUAAGAAUAGUGUAUGUUGUGAAAGCGCUUUUUUAUAGCCUGGUCAGGGACUGCAGAAUUACGCAAUAUGUUGUCGAGCACUUGAUUGUGAAAACCUAACGAUAAACGAUGCUCACUUGCUUUCGAAUAUUGCAUAAUUUGCAUCGUUUUCUAAAGAGUACCCGCAGAAGAGGCUAGGUUCUCCAUAGAAAACAGUCUGUAUUGUCUAAUUCUCGUAGAUAUUUUUGGGUGUUUACGAUGCCCAGCAUAAUGUACGUACAGUCAUAAUGUGCGUUAUCUCAUUUGUGAUGGCUCUUUUACGUUCAUCUUGCCGGGUAUUGAUUUUCAUCAUACGAUUUCAAGGUAUAUUAGAGGAUAUAGUUCGCUCGCAACUGCUUAUUUGGGAAAAUGCAUUCCGAGGCACGCUAUAUUUUUCCUUGCUUUUUUAACCAAUAAUAAUAGUGAAAUAAUUACCAAUGUUACUUAAUAUGUAAGUUGUUUCUUGUUAUCAUAAAAAAAUCAAAACAUUCUUCUUAGAACGUACUUCUGACAGUAAUAGAACAUUAAUUAAUCUUUAUAAUAAUUGAGAAAUUCUAUAUCAAAAUGUUAGAUAAAUCUAAUUUCUUAAUCGACAUCUUAUAAUUCUUCUUUUAAUUAUAAUAUAAUUAUUGCUAAAUUAAGGGCCUUCAACCAAAAGCCUGAAAGGGUUUCUUCAAGGUCCCUAGCCCAAACAAAUUAAUCAUAAUAAUAAUAAUAAUAAUAAUAAUAAUAAUAAUAAUAAUAAUAAUAAUAAUAAUAAUAAUAAUAAUAAUAAUAAUAAUAAUCAUUACAGGUUCAAGAAGACAGUUCCUGUGGUGUGGGUAUUAGAGUAUCCAGUUUCUAACACAAGACAUUUUGUUGAAUAUGAUCCCAGUAAUGUACAAUAUCCAACGUGUUCUGGAAUUGAAAACUCAACACAAAUAGUAAGUCAUUCCAUAACAUUUAUUUAUUUUCAUGAAAGACACAUUUAAUUAUAAAUAAACAUAUUAGAAGUAAAUGUUUGGAAUGCUACUAACAACGUGACAAAAAUAAUAUGAGCUAAAGUUGCUGUGAGCAACUAUCGCUGUGAGCUAAAGUUGGAACACUAUGUACCCUCACAAUGAGUUAUUGCACUCACGAGAACAUUAGAGAUGUUCAGGUUUGACUAGCGCUACCAUUAAUGGUCUAUUAACCAAUCAGAUGCGUUUCGAUAUAUCCGAUUAACCAGUCAGAUGCGCCCUAAGCAAGUGAGAAGUAGCGAUAACGGUAGUGAAAGUCAAAUAUGAACUUCUCUAUUCUGUAUGUUUAAGUGUUGAUUUAUAUUUUAAAAUGCGCAAAUGAAUAAAAAAGUAAACGGUCGAGCAGGGUCAAAUCUCGAGUCUACCUAAGAUGAAGUAUGCCUACUUUUUUAUUAAUAGGAGAUCAAACAGUGUUUAUGCCGUAAUGGUUUCUGGGAUAGCAGUUGUGACAAAGAGUGUCCAGGUGGAGCCUCGUCUCCAUGCAAUGGUCACGGGGUCUGCAACAAAACAACUGGAAUAUGUGUCUGCGAACCUAGAUGGCGCGGAAACUUGAAUUGCUCUGGUUGCAGCCCUGGGUGGACUGGUGACGAUUGUUCAGUUAUCAUCACCAGGACUUCUAACCUCAGCGCGGUCUGCACAGGCUAUGGAGAUGUUAUAACACUUGACGGAGUUGGCUAUAGUGUUGAGGGAACUGGCGAGUAUAUCAUGUUUUCCUCAAAUGAUCUGGAAGUUCAAAUCAACAUCGUUCCCUGCUAUCAAUCUGAAAGGUGUAUCAACGCUGUUGCCAUGGCAACAAUGACGUCAGUGAUAACGAUUCACGCACCAUACCAAAAUGGUGGUGACUCCACGUUAUGGAUUGACAAAGUGCAGUCAUUCUCUCUCAAAACGUUGUUUAAUUCAGAUCAAAAUACUUUCACCCUGGAAAGAUCGUCCUGGGGAAGUUUCAAGUUCUAUUCUGAGGACCUACUUCUGGAUAUCAGAAUAUUUGAACGCUAUAUUGACCUUGCUUUCAUUUUAACCAACGCAAAAUUGUGCUCACGCAGUAAAGGAUUAUGGGGUAGUUGUGAUAGUAACACCAUUAACGAUUUCAUCCCUAGAAACAGUUUCAAUAUUUCCCAAAAUUUCUCAACUAUCCACGAAAUCUCUCAAAGUUUCAUUAACACGUUUGUACGUUCUUGGAAAGUAUUGGGUAAUUCAGUCUCUCUUUUUAUAUUUAACACUGGUGGAGUAAACGAACCUCGUUUUAAAACUGAUGCAUUGUACUGUCUUCGUUUCAAAGAUACAGGCAUUACAUCUAGAAACUUGUUUGUUUUGGCUGGUGGGGAUAUUACCAUAGAAAUGAUGGUAAAAUCUGAUGGUAUUGAUGGUACCCUAUUCUCGUAUGCCACCACUUCGACUCUCGCUAUAGUUGUCAAAACAACAGUAAGGAUAGCUUAUGGUUCCCAAGAGUUUGAUACUUUCUUAAACCUGCAACAAAACCGUUGGAAUCUGAUCUCCUUGAUUUGGCUUAAGAGAAACCGGAUUAUCCAGUUUGUCCUUAUCGACGACUCGGAGAAAACACAGGUUAGGAAUUUCCCAGUUAACAGCGACCAAGAUAUCUUAGCACCUGGCGGAACAUUAACCCUCGGAUAUUGGUAUCCUUCGGGAGGGGCGUCAGGAAGUACGACACCAGGAGGUUUUACUGGAGAGGUAGACGAAGUUCGUAUAUGGAACAAGCGAAGGUUAGUUACAGAGAUAGUAAGUUCGCGACUAACAGUUUUAGAUUGUACAUCGAAGGAUCUUGCAAGUUUGUGGCGGUUUAACGAAGGUCAAGGUAACCUGGCAACAGACUGCGUAGCAGGAGUUCGCUUCCAGUUCCCUGUGCAAGCGCAAGGACCAAUUUGGGUUUACUCCAGUGCAAAUUUGGAGCUGCGAAGUAUUAUUAAUAAAGGCAACCUAACGUUGAAUGAAAAGUUAUCAGUGGAAACAGUAUGUAAGGAAGAAAUAUUUGGCGCGAGUUAUGGAAAACAAUGCAAUGUUUUGGACUCUAACGUAAAAAUAUUCUAUACCAUGGCAUGUUAUAAACUUGUUUUGGCCAGUGGAGAAAUUACGGAGCGAGUUUGGAGCGUUUUUACAUAUAUAGAUUAUUGUAAAGUGAGCCUCGGUGUAGAUCAAUGGCCUGGAGAUAAAUACUGUGAUCAAUUGGAAAAAAUACAACUACCGAAUUGGGUAAGCUUACAAUGUCAAAUGCACUGUAAGUUUGGAAGUACGCUUGGAAAUGGCGACUGUCAAUGUGAACCCGGCUUCUAUGGCAAAAUGUGUGACCAAGAAUGCCCUGGAGGUUAUGCCACCCCGUGUGGAGGAUUUAGCGAGUGUAAAAAACUUUCAGGUACGUGUACAUGUCCAUUAAAUGCAAACCUCAGUAGUGACUGCCGGAGCUGUUCACCUGGGUGGACUGGGGAGAAAUGUUCUAUUGCGAUAACUAACAAUGCGAGAAGCCUGGAAACGACUCCUGUGUGUCAGAGUUACGGUGGGGGACACUUUACGACGUUUGAUGGAAGUAGCUACGACGUCAAAACCUCCGGGGAGUUUUAUUUAAUAAGAUCAACCAACUUCAUCGCACAGAUCCGGCACGAACCUUGCAUGAACUCGAGCAGUUGUGUAACUGCCAUUGCAUUGCGUCUUGGGAAAGUGAACCUCACGUUACGUGCGUCAUACGAAGAGCAAGGAAAACCAUUGCUGUACAUUGAUCAAUACAAAACAGACUACACAGUACGGCGGUACGUUGAGGGAGGUUAUGAGUUCAGGCAGGAACAACUUGGAUUAUUCAGAAUCAGACGUGGAAGGGAGCGCGUGCUUGAAGUCAGAGCACAAGACAAGUACUUGAGCUUUAGUUUAUUUAGUGAUGUCAAAACAUGUUGGAAUAUUUCUGGUUUGUGUUCGUCUUGUGACAACAACACUGCGAACGAUUUUGAAUCAACAUUACGUAGAAGAAAGAGGUCAAUAGACAAUCCAAGACAAAGCGUUUCUACCUUUGUAGAAAAUUGGAGCGUGCUUCCACCGAAUUCAAUGUUUGUUUACAAAGAAAGAGAACAACGUGAAAUGUCGUCAUCAGAGUAUUGUCUGCAAUAUAACGGAACAGCGGUUGACACACGUGCAAUAUACGGGUCAUUUACAACUAGUGAGAAUGCAACAUUUGAGUUCUUUGUUAAGAUCGAAAAGCAUGGUGGGACGAUUUUGUCAUAUGCUUCAGUAAAUACAUUCGGGAUUAUUAAUGAUGCCACGAUAAAGAUUCAGUUUUCAAGUGAUGUUAUGGACACUGGGAUACGGUUGACUGCUGGACAGUGGUAUUGGUUGGCAAUAACAUUCAGCAGGCGUACUAGGAUCAUGCGUGUGUAUUGUUUAGAUGCUGGUGGUUUAAUACGCCAGCGGACAAUGCUUGUACCGUAUGUCUUGUACACAAGUGGUGGAGUACUAUCUGUAGGACAUUGGCAAACCACAGGCAAUGGUUCUACUGAUGUUAAUAGAAAACCUUUCUUUGGCUACAUUGAUGAAAUCAGGAUCUGGGAUAUUACUAUUGAGGCCGCAGCUGUGAAGCAAAGUCGAGAGCGUCUUAUUAAGUAUCAAGCUACUGGUUUAGUCUCGCUGUGGUUGUUUGAUGAAGGUGAAGGAACGAUUGCGCAUGACAUAAUAGGUGGCAACGACUUACGGUUGCCAGUUGAACCGACGGCUCGUCCGCGUUGGGUGUUCAGUUACGCCCGUACAAGUCCACCUGUAGUUUCCUACGACAAUAUACUCUGGAGCAAUAUAACAUUGAAAACAGAAGCAGAAAAUCUUUGUAAGAAGUUUAUAAUAGAUACUUUGUAUAAUGGCGAGUGUGGGAAUGUAUUGGGGUUAGCGCACGCGCAAUAUUAUUACACCCGGUGUUCGGAUGAUGUAAAAGCUUCUGGCGUGGUGACGUCAGCAUUUCAGUCUAUCGUUAGCUACGCAGAUUAUUGUCGAAACAUCCUGGAACUAGAGACGUGGCCUCUUGACCGUUACUGUAAUGAAAUACCAAAGGAGUAUGUGGGUGUUGUGAAAGGUCCGCAUUGUAAUGUCACGUGUUUGUUUGGUGAAGUCACGUUUGAUGGUUGUGUAUGUUAUACUGGAUAUUGGGGCGAGAAUUGCUCCACUGUGUGUCCGGUGGGUGCGAUCACUCCUUGUAAUGGCAGGGGAGUAUGUAAUUCAAAUACUGGGAAAUGUACAUGCGAUUACAACUGGCAGGGUAAUGAGAACUGUACGACGUGCACCCCCGGUUGGGACGGAAAAGAGUGUAGUGUAGCGUUAGCAACUCAUGGAAACGCGUCAUCUGCUGGGUUAACUGGCGGACAUUAUCAAACAUUCGACGGAAUAAGGUUUACAUUCUUCGCCACUGGGGAAUUCAAAGUAGUACAGAGCACGGAAAUUGUCGUACAUCUUCGUCAAGUUCCGUGUCGUAACGGACGUUUCCGAUGUAUUGAUGGUCUUGCGUUCUUACUGGAGAGCAAAAUGGAGUUGAUAAUACUAGCCUCAGUCCCUGGAACAGGUAACACAUUAUUACUAGAGGUGUGCAUCGGAUCGGAUUAGACGUUUAUAAUCCGACAAUUGCCUAAUGUCUAAAAUCCGAUCCGAAAUUGUCUAAUCCGAAUCCGAUCCGAGUUUGUUUUGAUAAAGAAUUCCAAUCCGAUCCGAUGAAUUCUUUAAUAAAAUAAAUUUGUCAUUCAAGUUGAAAUAUUUAACCAAAUAAAUAUAAAAGCAAGAAAUACAUGUCAAGAAGCUGACAAAGUGACGUCCACUGUGAAGUAUCAAACGAAUAAUGCAGCGACAACGGCGAUAAUGCUUUGAUAAAUGCAUGGAUAAUUAAUUCUUGCGAUAAUGCGUGGAUAAUUAAUUCAUUUUAUUUCGGAUAUCGAGGUCCGAUCCGAAUACUAAACAACUGUAUCCAUCCGAUCCGAUAUGAAUAUUUUGGUUCCGAAAUCCGAACGAAUCCGAUCGGAUUUGCACACCUCUAAUUAUUACUAAAGUGAGGGUUCUAGAAUAACUAAUAGGUUAAAAAUGCCAUCUUAAUUAAACGUGUUCCAACGUAGGGUCGGUUAUUUAAAACGUGUAACUACUUUUUAACUAACCGCUUGGUAGUUAAAUCUGAAAUACACAAUUGUGAUUGGUUGGUUUUCGCGCUAACUUGUUAUACAGUUAACUUGAAUACUUCUCAUACAACCUGCCUCAGGAGUGAAUGUGUAAAAAGUGAUGUUUCAGUUGAUGUGAAUGUACGCUAUGCAAACAGGAAUAAGAUAUUAUUUAGCCAAUAGCAGGAAGAAUAGUAAAUAGUGCUGCAAACUUAAUAACACUGUAUUUUUCUUUCAAAUACUCGUCUACAGAACAUCCUGUAUUUUGGCUAAACAAGAAGAGGCUUGAACUCAACGAAAUUGUCACUUCAAUUGAAGAUAAGUUUACUUUGGUUCAAACUACAUCAGUGACUUUGGAGUUACGAUCACAACUUUACGAAGUCGUGAUAAGAAUAAGAUUCACAGAGAGCGGACUGCAGUAUAUCAUCGUUGCUCCGAAGGAGGUAUGCGGGAAUUCGGUGGCAUUAGGUGGAAGCUGUGACGGUUUACGCAAUAAUGAUCAUAUUGGCACCUCAGGAACACCCUUGGAAAACCUUUUCCGAGUUCUUCCUGCGCAAAGUCUGUUCUCAGCUGCGAUUGGUUACAAAGAUUUCUCAAAUGUCUUAACUGGUGCAGAAUAUGCUUUGAAGUUUACCGGCGUGGGGAUAACAACGGAUAUAAUUGGUGAAGUCUUUACCGAAAGUUAUGUGACUGUGGAGUUGCUUUAUUUAAGUUUUGAUGGAAGUGGAACAUUGUUUACUUACAGCAAAGAAAAUAUUUUCUCUAUUGUUUUGUCCAAUGGAGAGUUUUGCUUAAGAAUGAACGAUAUGGUUAAUCACACAGGUUAGUGGGGUUUUUUUUCAUUUAGUACCAAUGCGUAUUUAAAAUAUCGAUUAUCAUGUCAUCUUUGAAAGAAAAAGGUAGGGAACGUUACGAUACACUCUAUAGGAUUCUCUACAUCAGGAUUCAAUCUUGACUUGUAACAUUCAUACACGCUAAAGACACGAAUUUCGACCACGUUCAUUUUUCAAAACAACUUUAUAGGUAAUACUGUGUAUUAGUAGCCAACUUACUACCUUCCAGACGAAGAGCCUUCAAUCGAUACAUGAAAAUGUUUUCAGGUAGAUACAUCCACAAAGAGAAUAAACGCGCUGUUUCUCAUAUGUGAUGGUCUUACUUGUUAUACAUAUCCCUUUGGUAGACUUCACAAAGUUUUUUCAAAUUAUUUAGGAAUAAAGACAUCUCUGAACGUGUGGAAUCAGAUCUCUAUUGUGUACAAUCGUGCAUUUGGACGUGUGUUUUUCCACCACAUAAACAGCCAAGGACACGUGACUGUAAAGUCGAUAUAUACGCACAGCAAUAUGUUUGCCGCCGGAAGUAAAAUUGCUAUUGGACAAUGGAUUCCAGGAGGAAGUGUAGUUGUGACUAGGUCACCAGGUUUCCGGGGAAAGAUAGACGAGGUUCGUAUCUGGAACAGGCAGUUCUCUGGAGCAGAUAUCAGAUCUUUUUGGAGAGUGAACGUUCAAUAUUCUGCAAAAUAUCUGGCGGUCUUAUGGAAAUUCAACGAAGGACAAGGUAUCGUGGUAAAAGACAUUAAAUCUCAUGUUCACUUGUAUAUUCAAGAAGUCCAGCAAAGCGUUGAGUGGGUGUAUAGUACGGCUCUGGUGACUAUAUUACCAACAGUGACUCCUGUUGCUACCAAGGAAAUGGUAGAGUGGUGCACAGGGCAUAUUCUAAACUCCCCGGUCGGUCGGAUUUGCCGAGGACUUGGAGCUCCGAGUCGAACUGUCUACUAUCGCGCAUGCUUAGAGGUGACGUCAGUGAGUGGUGACGUCAUACCAGGUGUAACUAUUGUUGUUGCUUAUUCAGAUUAUUGUCAAGUUUCUCUGGGUCUAAUCACAUGGCCUGCACGCACACUUUGUAAUUACCCAUCAUUCCUUGCCUCACCACAUAUUCCAUGGACUGGGUCUGUUUGUCAACAGGCUUGUUACUUUGCUACAAGAACGGCAUACCGCUGCACAUGUUUACCAGGUUUCUACGGCUCAAGUUGUUCUAGUGUUUGCCCCGGUGGUAUCACAAGUCGUUGCUAUGGAAAUGGCGCGUGCUCUCAAACAACGGGCCGCUGUACAUGUAACUAUAAUUGGUAUGGAUCAUCUUGUAAUCGCUGUAAACCUGGCUACUACGGAAUCGACUGUUCGUUAAACAUCAGAGGCUUUAUAGCCACAGGGAGUAAGACCUCGAUAUCUUUGUCAGGAAAUGGAAAUUUCAUUGGUUUGAGUGGAGCUGCUUGGGUUUAUCGUGGUUCUGGCGAAUUCAACGCGAUUGUAUCUGGAAGACUAGGUAUUAAUGUUCAACUUCGGCAAGUAAUGUAUGGUACAGGUGUAAGAGUUCGCUGUGUUGUAGUUCAAACUGCGGUAGGAGUACUGGCCAUUCAUAGUGGAGUACAGACAGGAGUUACAAUUACUCUCAAUGGAAAGCCCAUAGAUUACAACAAACACUUUUCAAUUGGAUCCGGCUUUGUUUACCGCAAACGUUCUCACAAUAAACUGGAAAUCAGCGGACCUGAAGGCUUCACUAUGCUGCUCUACUAUAGACAAGUUUACUUUGGUGUUCAAAUUACUAUGGAUAAAUCAUUCUGUCGCGAUACUUGUGGAUUGUUUGGAAAUUGUGGGAACUCAAAAAAUCUUAAUUGUACAUCAGCUGGGCUUCUGGAACGCUUUAACAAGUCAACGAUACGUCAACAGGAUGUUGAUGAGUUUAUCAACACGUGGUCAAUUCCUAGAAAUGAAAGUCAGUUCCGAGACGUUCUAGCGGUUGCUGACGAGACCAACAUAAUUACAGCAGCUGGCACGUGCUUGUUCUUUUCCAAGAAUUCUCUCAUUACGCCGCCAUUUGUGGACGUGUUUCAUGGAAAUUAUCUGACCAUUCAAUUUCAUCUUAAAGUUAAAGAACUCCAUACUGAUGGGACAAUCUUUUCGUUCGUCUUGAAUACAAACUUCGCUUUCAGAAUAAACGGGACUUUACAAAUUCAUUUUGGAGUAAAGAUUUACGAUACCAAUAUCUUUCCAGAACUGGACAAUUGGAAUCAUAUCACGUUUGUUUAUCAUCGUGUUGUUGGAAUACUUGAGGUGUAUGUUAGAAAUUCUGUGAAGAUAUUGGUAACGAGAGCGAUAAAUAUUGGGACGGGAGCUUUUGAACCCGGGGGUAAGCUUGCACUCGGUCUUUGGCAGGCUACAACCGGGGUGAUCACCUCCCCCGGAGGGUUUGUUGGCUGGAUUGAUGAACUAGUGGUCUGGAAUAAACGUUUUGAUUCCGCCUUGAUCGACAACUAUGUUGGUGUUAGUAUUGUGCAAGGUAUCGAGGGUGUUGUAGGGUUAUGGAAGUUCAAUGAAGGAACGGGAUGGAUUGCAAGAGAUCUAGUGGGAUCCCUGCAUUUUAAUCUCCCCGGACCUCCGUGGAAUUCACCCGUAUGGGUGCCAUCUGAUCUCUUCAUUACUGUACAAUCUGAAGUGACAUCUACACCAGUGACAUCAGACAAUGAAACAGUGUCACUUUGUGGGAAGAUUUUUAGUUCGAAGUCAUUGAAUGAUUCUUGUGGGCAAAUGGAUGGAAGAAAAGACUUUUCAUACAAAGCAUGUUUGCAAGAUGUCCAGUCAAGUGGUUCCAUUGACACUGGAAAGGACUCUGUGAUGUCUUAUGCUAGGGAAUGUCAGGUCGCGCGAAAUCUCACCAACCUCCCUGGAAACGACUUGUGUGACGUCUUCACUGACGAGCGUUACGACGACUUGUCAGGAACUGCGUGUGAUAUUAUAUGCAUUUACGGCACCAUCGAGAACAAUACUUGCCGUUGUGAUGAAGGAUAUUGGGGAGUCAUGUGUUCACAAGAAUGUCCGGGGAGUGCGUCCAAUCCUUGUAACAAACGCGGAAAAUGUGACGUCAUUACUGGCAUAUGCACAUGCGACUGGAAAUGGCGUGGUGAUUCUGGUUGUAACAGGUGUACUCUGAGGUGGGUGGGAAGUGAGUGCGCAAUAGCUGUACCCAAGUCACUUCAACCAACAACCUCGGUUACUGCCGCGGCAGGAUCGGGUGGAAUUCUAAUUGCAGGGGAUGGGACAAUAUUCCGCCUGAACAACGUCGGGGAGUUUACGAUUUUGAAAGGAGAAAAUGUUGAUGCUCAAGUACGUCAAGUGCCGUGUCGUAAUGGAAAAUCUUUAUGUUUUAAUGCUGUGGGAGUGUCGGUGAACUCUACCAGUAUAAGUGUUCAUGCCCCGUAUGGAAAUGGAGAAGAUCCUGUUAUCAAUAUUAAUGGGACAGUUAUAGAUAAAAAUGAUAUAAGUGACGCAGGUUUGACCGGAGUUAAUAUCACUUUCCCAGGUCCAGAUGAAGUACAAGUUAAUUAUGGAGAUAAGCUGGGAAUUCGAGUAAACAUCAAUGGACAGCACAUGACUUUAGAAACAACAAUCUCGACUGCAUUGAGCGAGAAACUUGGCGGGCUUCUUGGCUCAACAUCUCGCAAUACUACUACGUCUUCAAGUAAUACAUCCGUACCUUCUUUAAAAGAUUUACUUAAUGCGACUGAUAUCAACGAAGCUGUUCGUAAAGUGUUUGGGGUAUCUCCCUCAUCAUCUCGGGUGAUCAUAUUAGACAAGAAACGACACGAGACUGUUGUAGUUUACGCUGGAGGUUACUCCCUGUUUUUCAAAUUCACUGCAAUAUUUUCAAAACCGGUUGUACACCUAUUUAUUGAAGAUGUGAUUACGUUUGAAAUCAUGGUAAAAAUAAAUUGUGCGCCUGCAAUCUGUGGAGGACCCAUCUUGUCGUACACUUCAUCUCAGAUGUUUUACAUAUCGACUUAUUCCACCCUGAGAGUGAUCGUCGGGACCCAGGUCUAUGAUACAGGUUUGCGGGUUGAAGUAAAGCACUGGAACCAAGUGACAAUGACAUUCUGGAGUUUGAAACUUGAAAUGGCAAUUUGCCUUACAUUAUCGCAGGGUACAUUGCUCUGUAAGUCUUUCAAAGUCAUCACAAAUCCUUUCUUGGCCGGAGGAACUAUUGCUAUCGGCGCAUGGCAACCUUCGCCUAGCGGUCAGCGUGGAGUCAUGCCUACUACGACCUUCGUUGGAGAAAUUGAUGAAUUUCGAACUUGGAACCGCGCAUUUGAUUAUGCAUUACUACAACAACAUUGGUUAGUGAAUCUAGCGCCUGAUAUUGAUGGUCUGACUGGGUUGUGGAAAUUCAAUGAAGGAGUAGGAAGUGUAGUUAGUGAUCUUUUGGGAAACAAUCAUCUGUAUUUCCCUGGUGAGCCGUGGAAUAAACCUGUAUGGUACUACUCAGAUCUACCGAUCCCUUAUAUGGGCAUUUCCAGGUCUAGUUUGGACAAUAGUAUUAUCAACCAGCUGGCGAAUACGUCGUGUUCCGGAGUCUUCCGAAGAGGUCCUUUGCUGAAUUAUUGCUCUAGAUUACCUUCUAUAAUACGUGGACAGUAUUAUGAUUUGUGUGUUGAAUCAGUAACUGAUACAGGACGAAAUACCAGCAGUUUAGAAAGUGUCUUGCUAUACUCAGACUAUUGCAUGAAAACAUUGAAUCUUCACCUUUGGCCAGCACAGUCUUUAUGUAACAAAUUCCCUGGAGAGGUGUUUCCAAAAUGGAUUGGUAAAAACUGUGACAUUCCUUGUGUAUUUGGCAUGAAAGAUAAGGAUAAUCCGGAAAAAUGUAAAUGCAACUUUGGUUACUGGGGAGUGGCAUGUGAUCAAACUUGCCCGGGCGGAACUAAGUCCCCAUGUACGAACCAUGGCACCUGUGAUCCAAUCUUCGGUAAAUGCUUAUGCGAGUUGGAGUGGACUGGUACCGACGACUGCUCCACCUGCGCCGCUGAGUGGACUGGGAGCGAUUGUUCAUUUGCCAUAUCAAAGGUGACUAUAAUUAGUGGUGGUAUUCGAUUCUCUGGUAUGUUUGGUUUGUCAUUAUUUACAACUCUCGAUGGUCACAGCUUUACUUUGAGCGUUAUAGGAGAAUAUUACCUUUUCUAUUCCGUACAUGUGCAUUUCUCAGUUCAAAUUCGCCUUGUACACUGCUACGGUAUUUCAUCCUGCGUCAAUUCAAUCGCUUUCCGUACAGCUAGCCACACUUUAGUUCUACAUGGUCCUUAUACAACCAAUCGCUAUCCAGUUAUAUGGCUUGAUGGCUCCCUUAUCGAUUUAGACCUCCAUCACGUGACAACCUCAGUGUAUGGCUUCUCUCUUCUGAAAGAAUCGACAUCCGUAUAUAUCUUCGAGUAUUCUACAUUCAAAAUAUCCAUCCGAGUGCGAGGUCGGUACCUCAAUCUGGUAUCAAAGGUUUCAGGUGCAAUCUGUGAUAAUUCUUAUGGUAUACUGGGAUCAUGUAAUAGUCCAUUCCUGGCUAGUCUGGAUCCUGGUUUCCCACUCACUAACUGCACGGAUAAAAACGACACCUCUGUAAGGGAAAGUCUUACCGCCAAUGUGUAUGACAUGAAGAAUGUGACUUCCGAGGCAAUCCGAAAACUGGUACGAAAUCUCAAAGUUUAUGCGUGUGACAGUCUCUUCGUGUAUCGUUACGAGUCAUACCACGAAUAUCGAAACUCUAAUGCAGGAUACGCGUUACACUUCCAUCAAACAGCUAUUGUCUCGGGAUUAAUACAGCAACCUUUUGAGCACAAUGAUAUCACCAUAGAGUUUUAUAUCAAACUCAGCAGCAUUGGUGUGAUUUUCAGUUACACAAAGUUCAAAACAUUCGUUCUCACUGCCACUUCAACUCAUUGCACUAUAUAUUUUGGAGAGAGGAAAUUCGUUACUAAUAUUGCAGUACAGCUAAACCAUUGGAAUCAAAUUGCAUUCGUGUUUAGGAAACUAACGUCAGUUUUACAAAUUUACCAUUUCGACUACCAAGGACAACUUACAAGACAGGAUUUGGUUAUAGGUGAGGACAUUUUCCCACCCGGAGGGGUGUUAGCUAUAGGAGCUUGGCAGCCCUCUGUGGAUGGAUCUGGGCCACAACUCCGAGAUUACUUUACCGGGUAUGUAGAUGAAUUUAAAAUCUGGACAAUGGCUUAUCACCCUGCUGUAGUUAGCCAGACUUGGUUGAGAAAUGUGGGUAUAAAUACAAAGAACUUGGCACGACUAUGGAAACUUGAUGAAGGUGAAUAUCUUAUUGCAAGAGAAGAUAUAACAGAAAGUGUACUGAGUUUAGAAACAUCUCCAUGGCGAAGUCCCACUUGGGCUUACUCACAAAUUGAACUUAAACCUGCAUUACCUGGGACAGCAAGUACAACUCGUCCUUUCAACGAAACAUUUGGAGAGAUAGCCAAGUCAUUCUGUACCGAGAUUAUUCUUGAAGGUCCUUUGAAAUCAUCAUGUAAAUUUAUGGGACCAGCAGUAUCAACGUAUUACUUCAAGGCUUGCGUGAGUGUUGUUAUGAGAACAAACGAUGUUGCAGCAUCGCUGGACAUAGUAAUCGCAUACUCCGAUUAUUGUCAAUCUAUUCUCGAGUUGUCCACGUGGCCCGCGCGAAUGCUGUGUAAUAAAUUCCCUGGGAAGGAGUUUCCGAUAUGGUACGGAAGUCGGUGUGAUAAAAAGUAAGUUCUGACUUAAACAUUGUGGUGUCUUCCCGAUUUUAAGUUCUUUGAAUGUUUGCAUGGCGAUAAAAUAUAAUUGUUUUUGUUUGUGGAAACACCACGUAAAUUUAUUACUGCAAAGCUUUCGAUCCGUAAGCCCGGAUCUUCAUCAGUGCUAAUAAUAUGUGACUUGUUUAAUUCACACGCUCCUUUUAUAUACAAAAGUGUCGUGUUCUUCCCGAUUUUACCGAAAUGUAGCGCAAGUAUGUUAAAAUUAGCUGCAACUCGUAUUCUUUAGCGAGCUGGUAACACAGUGGUUUGUACUUGUGCCUUUCACCUCUAUGACCAGAGUUUGAUUCGUGCAAUAUCCAGUUGUCUGAUUAUAAUUCUAAGGCCGUUUUCCACUUCACCCGUAUCGUAACAUAACGUACCGGUGUGCAUGCGCAGCUUGAAGAUGGUUUUCAAAUUUACGUACUUCCGGUUGAUUCGCGUAUUAAAAUAAAAGUUCGUCGCAAGUCAACUUUUUAGCGUACUGCAGAAGUAUUACCAAUCAACAUUCACUAAAUUUUGAAAUUUAAAAUUUGUUUUGAUACGUUUCGGUGCGUUGCGCUUGAAGUGGAAAACGGCCUUUACAUUAAUGCUGUGCGAAGCUUUCCGCUUCACUCUGUCAUAAACGGCAGAUUUACUCGAGGAAAUCCAAUCUUCCUACAUCAAAACUGGCCAAUUAACCGAAGUCACAGAAGGCAAGGUGAUUACAAUCCUACAGUCACUGAAUCAAAGAUGAAGUGACCAUAGGCUUGUAAUAAAAAACUUAUUGAAACAAAACAAAAGCGAAAAAUUUGGUGACAACAGUAUUUUGGAAAGGUUCAAAUACACAAUAAAAUGGCUCUAAAAGUAUAUCACAACAAAAUCUUCGCUGAACAUGACAAUAUAAAUGAAAGGAAACGAAGAUUUACGAACGAAAAACAAAAGUGGCUGGGUUGUGCGGAAUAAAAUUCACAUGUCAAUUUCAGCAGCAAAAAUACCCUGGUUCCAGAGCCUCUUAAGAACGGCGAGGCAAAAUAAAUACGAGAUGAAAGAGCCUCUGGUCAAAUCGAUUGCGAAUCUCACUUCCAUACCUAAUUAAGUUCAGGACUUGAACCUCGCAUGUGAUUAGCUGUUUGUAAAAACAUGUCAAACCGGUUUGGAAAAUAACCAAAUUAAUAUUAAACUAAUUACAGCCUGCUAAAUGUAGCAAUGAUUUUAAUACUGUAUAUUAGUAUAAUUACAUAGGUGAUUAUUGAAAAUUCUCCACGCUGAUUGGUUGCCGUUGAGGUGAUUAUUACGCGAUAAUCACCUAAGCGAUUUUCAAAAUGGCGGCCGAAGCCGUUUUGUCAAUUAAAUGACGAAGAAAUGUGCAUUUUUAAAUUUCUUUCCAAAUAAUCACCUAUGAAAUUAUACUAAAACAAUUAUUCACCUCAGGCUCGGUGAUUAUCGUGAAUAAAAACCUCGACUUCGUCUCGGUUUUUAUUUACCGAUAAUCACCUCGCCUUCGGCGAAUAAUUGUUAAUUAAUAUACAAACCGGUUUGACAUGUUUUUACAAACAGCCAAUCACAUGCGAGGUUCAGAUUCUGGACCUGAUCAAGUAUGGAAGUGAGAUUCGCAAUCGAUUUGACCAGAGGCUCGUUCGCCUCGUAUUUAUUUUGCCUCGCCGUUAUUUUGCCUCGCCGUUCUUUAACAGCCUCUGGAACCAGGGUGAGCAAACACCCGAAUGUGGUAAGUGGCCUUAGAUUAUCAGAAUUUAGAACUACUACUUCUGGAAAUUUUGGUAAAUGAAAGCGAUUGAUUGGUUUUAAAAUUAUUAACUCAAAUAUUCUUACUUUAAAGGUGUUAUAACCGAGACUAUAAAGCAUCAGCUGUCGAAUGUAUCUGUCGACGAGGUUACUGGGGCUCAGAGUGCCAGAACAUAUGUCGCGGAGGAACAUUGCAGCCUUGUAAUGACCAUGGAAUUUGCACCCCAACUACAGGAGAAUGCCGUUGCUAUGAUAACUGGAGUGGAUCACGUGAUUGCGGUUUAUGCGCAAGGAAUUGGAAAGGAGUCGAUUGUUCAUUGGCUGUUGUUAGACAUAGAUCAUCAGUCCAUGCGCAUAUAUUUGCUGUUGUUGACAUCACAGCUCACUAUGUGACAUUUGAUGGUAUGGCAUUCCAUCUUGCUGUGGUUGGAGAUUAUUAUCUAUUCAGAACACGUCUGUAUAUAGCUGAUUACGUCACAGUUCAAGUCCGUCAUGCACCUUGCGUAUCACAAAGUGUAUGUAUCGUAGCAGUAGCAAUCAAACUGUCGAGCACACAUCUUGUCAUUCAUGCACCAAAAACAAACCAAGAUCAACCUUUAAUUUGGAUUAACAAUAAGCAAGAAACCAUCACUCAGACUCGGUUUGGAACGGGCAAUGCUGAAUUAGUGAUAACCAUGGAUGCUCCUUCUAUAUACACCAUAAAACACAAGGAUGUGUUUUAUUUAGGAAUUCAUGUCAUUGGUAAUGCUCUUUCAUUGAAUGUAGAUCUUAACAAGUCUAACUGUAGUGCGCAUGGAAUCCUGGGUAACUGUGACGGUGACCCUGAGAAUGACUUGCCUCUUGGAAACGCAAGUGUUGUCCUUGGCAACCAAAGUAUUGCUAUUGGUAACGUAAGUCAAGGAGUGUUAAACAACGAUUUGGUAAAAUGUUACGAAGUUGAUAUUAAGGACAGUUUAUUUGUUGUUGUCGAUAGUUUAUACUUGAGAAGAAUUUUGUAUAGUGGUGCAAGGUACGCUCUGCAUUUCAACCAAAAUGGAAUAAUUUCACAAGCGUUGUUGAAGACAUUCAAAACUGGUACAGACGUCACAAUAGAACUGCUUUUCAAACCAUUUUCCAAUGGAACUGUAUUGUCUUAUGCUUACUACAAAACGUUUGGAAUAAUAAUACAUAAUACCCUUCAGCUCGAAUUUGGCCGCGCCUGGUCUAAAGACACUGGGAUCUACAUCGAGGUGGACAAUUGGUAUCACCUAUCAAUCACAUGGUAUCAAACUCUUCAGUUCCUUGAAAUAUACUUAAUUACGACAAACGGUGUUAUUCAUCGAAGACAGUUUAACAUCUCGGAGAAUCCAUUCCGACCGGGCGGCUUUCUAACUCUCGGUUAUUGGGAACCUUCACCUGGUGAUACGGAAAUUCGUAUUCGCAAUGGCUUUACCGGAGUAAUCGACGAAUUACGAGUAUGGCAUCGAGUGUUCAACCCUGUAACUAUUCAACAAAACUGGAGAAUGAAUGUACUUCCAAAUACACCAUCUUUAUCUGGACUAUGGAAAUUUAACGAAGGUUCGGGAGAUACUGUUUAUAACCUAGUUACCACCGAACAUUUCUACCUACCAUCAAAAGUAUGGUCCCCGGCGAUAUGGAUUCUCUCUGAUGCAGAUAUUGCAUUGAACUUGAGUAAUGUUAACCAACCUUUCGAGAACCAUUUUCUAAAUCAAACAUUGCAUGAUUCGGCUUUAGAGUGGUGUAAGGCUCUGUUCUACCGCGGACCUGUGGACAACUAUUGCAAAAAUCUUGGAGCAAUUGUGGAGUUUUAUUACUUGACCUGUGUUCAAGCCAUUGCAAGGACCACCCAAUUGACGUCAACGCUAUCUGUUGUAGUUCAGUUCUCGCACUAUUGUCAAAAGUCUUUGUCGUUAUCCAACUGGCCAGCACGAGAGUUGUGUAAUCACUUUGGAGAUACCAAGUUUCCUUACUGGAUUGGUGAGAGAUGUGACGUACCUUGCCUGUUUGGAAACAAAGAUCCUAAGAAUAUGAACAAAUGUCAGUGUUACCAUGGUUAUUGGGGAAUUGACUGCUCAGAAAUAUGUCCAGGUGGGUACAUCAAUCCUUGUCAUGGGCAUGGCGUGUGUAACCCUAGUGAUGGCGUGUGCACUUGUGACGUCAAUUGGAGAGGUGAUGCCAUGUGUUCAGCAUGCAGUUCUGAUUGGUUUGGUGAGCUAUGUCAAUAUGCUGCCACAAAACAUCUCAUAUUUAAAACAUUCUCUAUCGCCUCUAUCAAAGGUCAAGGAUACUUCACAACUUUUCUCGGAAUUUCGUUCUAUCUUCCGAGUUUCGAAGAAUUUUACCUUAUUCGGUCGACAUCGUCGCAAUUUGCCGUCCAACUUCGUCAAACACCGUGUAUGCAUCGUAACUUGUAUCAACCGCUGUGCACGACGGGUAUCUCCAUACGGUUCAACGUUCACCUGACUGUCACGAUCAGAUCACGUGUGACUAACAUAAACAUUUAUUAUCCUCUCGUGUGGACCAAUGGGAAACCUAUUAUAGUUGACCAUGUAACCUACUUCAGUGUAAGCAUACGUAUGACAAGAAUUACACUGAACCGUUACGAAAUAACUGGACCAAAUGGACUGCUAUUUAUACUGACUGUGGGCCAAAGUCUUUCAAUCCAUCUUCGAAUACCAACAUCACUUUGUGAACGUUCUACUGGAAUCCUUGGUCCUUGUGAACAGCGCUUAUCUUACCAAAAUACGACUGAUAUUCAAGUUCUGAAGAAUGCAAUCACAAACGGAACAGUUGGCCAAACAGAGAGCUUAUUUGUCUACAAACAUGAAAAUUUUCAUGAAAUCAGACAUGUUACUGGGGCAUGGUGUAAUCUGCGCAUAAACGAUAGUCAUAUUGUUUCAGACACCUUGUUGCUAGGUAACCAUGACGUUAUCACAAUCGAGAUAUUUGUGAAGGUCAAGAGUUACGGUGGGACGUUAUUAUCGUACGGUAAAGAAGAGUACCUAAGCCUUACAAACGAACGAGAUAUACGUGUGGUGUAUGGGUCGGUGGAGUUCAGAACAGGACUAAGACUUAGUCUGAAUAGUUGGUCACAAAUAACGUUGGUAUGGAUAAAAUCAUCAUUUGUGCUCCAAGUUUAUUAUCAUGAUUAUCUCACGUCGUUUGGAUUGCCUCUUCUAAGAACUUACCAGUUUAAUUCACAGAUAUUCGCGAGUAAAGGUAAGAAUGGCAUUGAACAAAUUUUCAUCUCUUUUCUCUUUUGAGUGCUGGAAUCGACCUCAAAGGCGUACAAAUGUACUCUUAUUACUUUUUGAUUCUUUCCCCUUCCUUAAUCACUUUAUUACCUUUCCCCCUUUCUGCAGGACGUCUUUACAUUGGUUCAUGGCGUGCAGGAGAAACACCAACAGUCGAUGUCCCAAGAGGAGACUUUAGUGGCGACAUAGAUGAAAUUCGUGUCUGGAACAGACGAUCAAUUCCUGAUCUGAUCAAACGUCACUGGAAUAUCAACGCUAAAGCCACACUACCUGGCUUGUUGCAUCUCUGGAAACUUGACCAAGUGCAAGGAUCCAUUGCAGUAGACGUCAUCUCAAGAAAAAAGCUAUAUCUCCCGCUCUUCAAUAAACCUUUCUGGGAUUUCUCAGACCUUCCAAUUCCAAGAAACAGUUUGGAUAACAAAGCAGUAUUCCCGAACUCUACACUCCAAGUCCUUGCUGAAGAAUUUUGUCACUCUGUUAUACUAGCUGGCCCUCUUUACGAUAACUGCCAUGCUCUUGGAACGGCGCUUGCUGGGUUUUAUUACAAGGUGUGUUUACAGGAUGUUGCCUCAAUACAAACCGUUGCUAUAUCAAUAGAGGCAGUGAUUGCAUAUGCCGAUUAUUGCGAGGAUGCCCUGGAUCUAGAUUUCUGGCCUGCUCGUGAGUUAUGCGAUCUUUUCUCCACCAAGUACUUCCCGUAUUGGAUUGGACCUAAAUGUAAUACAUCUUGUAUAUUUGGAAGACCUGGCAUACAGAAUGGAUCCUUAGUCUGCGCCUGCGAAGAUGGAUAUUGGGGAGUAGCGUGCGAUGGACUAUGUCCAGGAGGACUAUGGGAUAUUUGUAGCAGUCAUGGGACAUGUGAUCCCUUGAAUGGCACAUGCUCAUGUGAUCCAAGAUGGAGGGGUGACAUCAAGAACACAACUUCCGGUAAUGUGACUUUGUCCCCAAUGCCCUGCUCGAUGUGUACCUCAGGAUGGCAAAAUCAGAACUGUUCAAUUGGUGUUGAAACUGAAUACUCGAACUCAAGCUUCCUCAGUGAUACAGCCAUUUGUGUAGCAUUUGGUGACCCUCAUGUGACUACAUUUAGCCGAGCUAGUUAUAAUCUGGGUAUCACAGGGCCGUUUCAGGCAUUCAAAUCUCGAUCUAGUGUGAUGGACGUGUUGCAGGUACCGUGCGAAAACUCAGCAAGAUGUAGGAGAAUACGGGAGAUCGCGUUGUCAUCUCAAUCUUUCAAUAUUUCAGUGAGAAUGUCAGAUGUAGGAGAGGUUUUCACCAAUCUCAGCUCUAACAUGGUGCCUGAUACUACUUUAAGGUAACUUUUCGUUUUUUACAAUAUUUUGUCUGUUAGCCAUACGGCAUGUUCUAAACUUAAUCCCCGAGCCGACGGCGCGAAGCGCCGUGCGAGGGUACUAAUUCCCCCCGGCUAUUUACACCUGGGGAAACGAAAGCAUUAGCCAAGUCUAAAGUUCGUCAAUGAGCGCGGGCGUGGGUUACCGUGAGUGGUUCGGUGGGUGGUCAUCCUCACUGAUCUCAAAAAUAUGGCGGACUGUCAUGAAUAGCGGACACUGAUUGGUCCAAUUUAAAGUUUGCAUUAUAACGACUGUCGACUGUAUGACGACAGCGAAAUAGCAAACAUUUCUUGAUUUGAUGAUUGAUAAAUUUCUUGCAAAUAUAUUUAAUUUUUGCUCGCAUUUUUGCAAGAUUUUGUAAAUUUCAAGAAAGAAAGGGCGAAAGAAUCGGCUAAAAGAAGGGAGCCGACGUCAACGAAGGUAAGUUUGUUUUAAAUAUUGAUUUUAUAAUUGCUUUAAAACCCGACGGCCGCUUUGGCCCUUUGGCUUUGCGUAUAUGAAACAACUAAACAAGACAGCAUAUAAUUUCAGUGUAUUAAUAAUAUUGAUUCCCUUUUUUAUUAGGCCUAUAUUGAAUUUUUUAAAUAAAAAAGAAAGCAAAGUUAUUUGCAUGCGAGAAUUUGAAAUCAUUUUAUUGCAAACUCAAAGUUUAUCGAUAAAGCAUUUUAAUAACUAAAGGCAGUUUUAAUAGUUUUAUAAAGAACAUUUUAAAACGUUUUGCGAAGCUUUUGUGGUUGAAUUUUACCUUAAAUUGAAGCUUAUAUUACGUAUAAUAACAUACCUAACAUAUAUAUGUUGGGAAAUUGAUAAUUUUGUAAUUAAAAGUGAUAUUUUUAGGCGAUUUUUCAUUUGUAAGAAUAUUCUUAAAAAAUUAUCGUGUUACCAUGACAACAACUUUGGAUACUUCAUAGAUACUUUGGAUACAGCAAGGCGAGGGUUUCUGCAUGCAUCAUGUAUUUUCUAGUCUAAUACAGUAGACACUAAACACGAAACGCGAUUUGAGAAAUUCGUGGGUGUCAAUCAAGGGUGUCAAUCGCUUCCCUCUCCUAGCCUCGUACCCAGGCGCUUUGAUGUGCUAAGCGGCAGCGUGACGCGCGCGUGGGAAUCGAGGUGCGGCGCGCGUCACCUGUCCCUCUUUAUGGAUAUUCAUAUAAAGAAUUACCAUAAUUUUUGCUUAUUGGGAGACUCCGUUUCCUCCCUUUCAGUAAUCACUGAGCAUUUAUGAAAUACACAACAACGGCAACUUCCUAUAAAUACGUUUCGACUGAUUCAUUGAAUCAAGCGUUUCGACUGAUGCAUGGAAUCACUUCUCGUGAUAAUUACAAAAUAGUUGAAAUGAAACGAAAUGAAAGUUACCGUUUAUUUUAUGAAGUAAUACGAGCAACAAAAUCAUACCGAGAAACGAAUAUAUUGCCCAAGAUUCAUAACUUAUCCUUGGCGCAAAAACCUUCUGAAAUCAAAAGUGCAGAAGACAAUCAUUUAAUAACAUUUCUCUUUUCCAAGAUAUUCAACUUCGUGGCAAACAAUCAGUGAAGGAAGAUAUCGUUGGUUAGAUCGAAAUCGUUUGGAAAUCACGGACAAAGAUGAAACUAAAUUGACAAUACUGGCAUACUUUGACACGUUGGCCGUGGCUGUUGAAACAUCAAGGAGACUGAACACCAGUGAGCGGGGAAUAUGCGGAUCAUCGGAUGGAGAUUGGGAACAAGAUAUCAUUGAAACAUUGAACAUGACGUCAUUAAAUGGGACUGCAAUCCAAUCAACGCUUGCCAAUUUAACACAGGCCAAGCAUGAUGAUUAUAUUAACAAUGUGAUACGAGUGAGAGAUACCAGAAUGAUUACAGGAUAUGCGAUGGCAUACAGGACAGGUGGUGGAUAUAUGUUGAGUCUGGGGAUUAAUUACUUAUCUUUAAUCCUUGACUUUACUUACCCUGUGCUUUCUGAGGUCAGCAUUGAAAUCUGGGUAAAGUUAUCUGUAUAUGAAACAGCGAUGACUGUUGGAACAGUUCUAAAAGGAAAACGGGUUCUGUACAGUAUUGUUCACCAAGGAAGCAACUGCACUGUCAGGUAUAACAAUGAGAUAGUUAUUACGUGGGGUUCAUAUGAAAUAAAUACUGGAUUAGUAUUGAAACACUCUCACUGGACGCAUCUCUCUCUCACUUGGAGAAACAGCGAUGGACGACUUGUUAUGAUGCUGGCAAAUAUUGACAGACAAAGAGAAAAAUCGAUACACUAUGGUGUCUGGGUCAACCAUUUCUUUUAUAUUGAUAAAGGAAUUUUCUUCGGCCAUGACGAGAAGAACGAACUUUUGAACAUUGAGCUUACUCUGGAACUUGAUGAGCUUCGUGUGUGGCAGUUUGCCCGUAAAGACGAGGACAUUCUUAAAAACAUGGCGGACAAGAUACAUGGCUACAUUGACGGAUUGCUCAUGUUUUGUGGGUUUGAUGAAGGAUAUGGCACUACAACGAAUGGGACACUGUACGCACUUUAUAGUGACAACACAACAACAUCUGGAUACUACCACCGUGGGAACAAAACCCAAGAUAAAAGAAUUGUAUACGAAGUUAAACCCCGAGGUGUGAAUCCACUGUGGAAACCAUCAGGCGCACCUUACCCGAAUUUGGGUGAUUAUGAAAUCAACUUUGAGUCAGAUGAUUUGCAGAACGACACCAAAACUGAAUGUUACAAAUUGUUUUAUACUGGAAAUCUGUAUAAAUACUGUGGCGAAAAGCUUGUCACACAAACAUUGUUUUAUUACGAAGCGUGUCUAAUGGAUGUCGCUCAUUCUGGGGACAUACAGCACACUAAGAUCUCCGUGAGCAUGUUUGCAUUUUACUGCCAGAAAGUCUUGACCGUCCCAUCCUGUCACUUGCAUGGUUUCUACGAUGGUUUUCCGGCGUGUGAAGAAGAGCCUGGUUUUGACGUGAUUCUUAUCGUUUCAAUAUGUAUCGGUGUUUUCGUGUUCAUAUUGGUGACAGUUCUUUGCAUUAUUCUGUUGUGUCUGAGACGCCGACGAAAGAAGAAAUCAAAGGCCAAACACAGACAUGGCAGAGGGAUUGAUCUCAAACGUGUGCCUUCGCCAGAUAUGUAUAGAGAUGUUGGGGAUGAUGAUAAUUUUGGUGAAUUAGGGAUAUCAGAUGAAUUACCAAGGUACAAUUACGGAUUACUUGAAGAGCGUCACCAGGCUGAUGGUGGUGAAAGGAUGAAAGAAAGCUCAUUUUGAAAUUGAACUGAAGAAAACGUUUUUGAACAUUUUCCAAAAAGACUUUGGAAUGAUAUAUUAUAUAUAAACGGUGCAAAUUUUGCAACAUAAUGCUUAACGAGACCGAAUUUGUGUAGUUUACUAGAUUGCAAGACGUCUGAUUCAAAAUAUAGUCUUCAAAAGGCAAAAUAAUUAUCAUUUAAUAAUCGUAGGCACUACUUAAUAAUUUUGUUAAUCGUAGAUCAGUAAAAAUAAUUUUGCACAGCAAAGCACCAGUAGCAGCGUAAUACUAACUGUAAUUUCACUUUACUGACAAAGUUGUUAAAAUUUAAGUUUGAAUCGAUUUUGAAAAUAUAUCUUUUGCACAAAUAA